Serendipita indica DSM 11827 is the source of this 846-nucleotide messenger RNA. NCBI's taxonomy places the organism in Eukaryota, Fungi, Basidiomycota, Agaricomycetes, Sebacinales, Serendipitaceae. The record is from the annotation of a GenBank genome assembly.
AUGCUCCGCUCAGCCCUCGACAAGCCCAUCAUCAGCUGGGAAGAGUUUGACCGCAUCUUCAACGAGGCCUUUAACCCAUCCGGUGUCCCUGCCAAAUCCAGCGUUAGUCAUGAUGGUCUCGGCGUCGUCUCGAGCGUAGACGAAAAGGAAAAGCACAAGCGCGAGGAUAGUCUCGCGUCGACGAACACCGUGUUCUCGACCAUUCCGCGCGCGGCGAGUCCAGAGCCCAUCUUAUCCGACGCGUCGUUGGAUGCAGAUUCGUUUGCGGGGUUCAUCAGCGAAGAGGAGAUCCCAAAGAUCUAUACGCCACUCGCAUUCCCGACCACCUUUCCCAAGGUUGGACGUAAAGAGUCGUCGGAUAGUUUGCGUUCAGAGACCAAGGCGAGUAGCGUCUUGUCGUCGUCUGUACCGCCAAAGUCGGUCGUAUUUCCGAAGCGCCCGCGGGUCAUGUCAAAUCAGAUUUCGUCGAGGCGGACGAUCUCAUCUGCGGGGAGUGUACCGCGUGUGAAGAGGACAAAGACCAAGCCUCGAGUGCAGAUGCAGACGACCCCUGAUGGCUCUACGACAACCGUGAUCGACGUACCGGAUAUUCUCAAAGACUCUAUCAACGUCGACUUUCAUCAUAGCCAUCUCGUGGUGACUUGGCGAACGGCGACGGUGACGGAGCAAAUUCUGCGCGACUCGAUGGUGAGGGAGAAGAAGGAGAAGCGGUACACUCAGACCAUCAUUGUACCAGAAGGGACCAAAUACGAGGAUGUCCGGGCCACUCUGAAGCGCAGUCAAUUGACGAUCAGCUUCCCUUCGAAUCCAAAACUAUCCGAGUCUCAGAAGACGUCCUCUCCAUGA